UUCCAAAUAGUUCGGUUUCUUAUACAGCGCAAUGAUAAUUCCCCUGCUUAUUCCUAUCGGUCUUCUAGUUCAUUUCUCAGGAGCUGAGAAUGAAGAUGUGGAUUGGGCAAACGUUCCACCGCGAAGUGUUGACGAUCGCAUUCAAAUAAAUCCUAAUAUCGAAGAAGUUUCUUCUGAAGAAGGACGUAUAACGAACGGAAAAGUUGCAGAACCAAAACAGUUUCCUUAUCAAGUAGGCUUGUUGCUGUAUUCAGAUGAAGGAAAGUCAUGGUGUGGAGGAACUUUAAUCUCUGAUCAAUGGAUUGUUUCGGCUGCACAUUGUGCUGAGGGAGUGAAAAGCGCUGAUGUGUAUUUGGGGGCUACAAAUCGAACAGAUCGUUCUGAAGUGGGACAACAGAUAGUAAAGGUCGGGAAGGACAAUAUUUUUGUUCACGAGGCUUGGGACUCUGAAAGAUUGCUGAAUGAUAUAUCGCUUUUAAAACUGCCAAAUCCCGUAGAGUUGAGUGAUUAUAUAAGGCCAGCCAAGCUGCCAGAAUCUAGAGACACCACUUCAUACCAAGGCCAAAAGGCAAUAGCAUCUGGAUGGGGUCGUGCUAGUGACACUGCUAGAGGAGCCUCUGAAAUGCUCCGGUAUAUUGAAGUACCAAUAAUGGCUAACAACUUCUGUAGUGUUUAUUAUGCGGGAAAUGUUAAGGAUUCAAAUGUUUGCAUUAAUACCAGAGGAAGAAAAUCAACUUGUAAUGGAGACUCUGGUGGUCCACUUGUUCUAGCCGAUGGAAGUGAUACACUUAUUGGAGCGACAUCAUUUGGAAUUGUGUUUGGAUGUGAAAUUCAGUUUCCUGGGGUAUUUACAAGAAUAACAUCUUAUUUGGAUUGGAUAAAUCAGAAGACUGGAGAUUCGAGUCAUUAAAUACUUUUAUCAAUUUAGAAGAACACAAAUAUACAAAUAAAACUGUGAA
Messenger RNA from Eupeodes corollae, 959 nucleotides. RefSeq names its product brachyurin-like. Gene Ontology annotation, biological process: proteolysis. The transcript has 4 exons. Lineage: Eukaryota; Metazoa; Arthropoda; Insecta; Diptera; Syrphidae. The record is from RefSeq and is a predicted model, not a curated record. Bases 32 to 910 code for a protein of 292 amino acids. Gene Ontology annotation, molecular function: serine-type endopeptidase activity.